Molecule: messenger RNA, 3289 nt
Organism: Aethina tumida (small hive beetle)
Lineage: Eukaryota; Metazoa; Arthropoda; Insecta; Coleoptera; Nitidulidae
Product: two pore calcium channel protein 1-like
Exons: 11
Coding region: 171-2486 (771 amino acids)
Biological process (GO): transmembrane transport; monoatomic ion transport
Cellular component (GO): lysosomal membrane; endosome membrane
Molecular function (GO): voltage-gated channel activity; monoatomic ion channel activity
Source: RefSeq, a predicted model, not a curated record
AUCCGAAACGCGUCCCCUUAUCGCACUUAUCACCGAACAUAUGACCGCUCAGUAAACAGUCCUAACGCCCACGUUCGUUAAGGCUCAUUUUCGGAUGGCCGCAGUCCUUAAGGAGGAUUUCAAAAAUUGUUUAACAAUUGUUGCAACAAUGAUUUUCAUACAGUUGGAACAUGUUGAUGGUACCGCAAAAUAUUGUCGCAGAUUCCAUAAUAUUGCGGGAUCCGUUGGAGGAAAUGGGCUCCAGGUCCAGCCUCAGCAGGGAAAAUGAAACUGAAGCUGAUCAUUGGGAGAUGAAUUAUCAUGAGGCUUCGAUUUUUUUAGAGGAAGGGGGCAACAACGAAAAAUUCGAUUCCCAUCCGAGACACCCGUCAGCACUUCCACCGUACUUACUCGUGCACAACUCAUGGUACUACGGACUGGACCUCACAUUCUCCAUAGUCCUCAUACUUUUGGCCCUGGUUGAAAAACCAUCGGUUGAAAACUUCGAGUUGCCGGUCGCCGUGCACUCGACCAUCGAGCUAGUGUCUCUGGGCGUCAUCGCCAUCGAGCUGGCCCUGAAACUGAGAUGGAUCGGCUGGACCACCAUAUUCAAUCACAAGAGGACAAUGAUAAAGUGCAUUACGCUUGUAAUAAUGUUGGUGGAAGCAAUAACAGUUUUAAUAAGACAAUCGACGCAUUUUCGUGUGACCAGAUCGCUGAGGCCAAUUUUUUUGGUUGACACCAGAGCCUGCGGCUCUGUGAGAAGAUACUUAAGGCAAAUUUUGCAAUCUUUGCCUCCUAUUUUGGACAUGCUAAUACUCAUAUUGUUUAUUGUUUGUUGUUAUGCCUUGUUGGGGUAUUUUCUAUUUGGGAACAAUCCCAAAAAUCUAUAUUUUCAAACUUUAGGCGACAGUUUUGUUAGUAUGUUCGUGUUGUUAACGACAGCCAAUUUUCCAGACGUCAUGAUGCCCUCUUAUGCCAAAUCAAAGUGGUACUCUAUCUUCUUUAUUUCGUACAUAUCCAUAGUUUUGUACAUAAUCAUGAACUUGAUGUUGGCCGUCGUCUACGAGACAUUCACGGCCGUAGAGAAAAACAAAUUUCGCAAGCUCCUGUUGCAUAAGAGGCAGGCGUGCAAACUAGCAUUUAGGCUACUGGUCAGCAGACAAACGCCGGACGGAAUCAAGUUCAAGCAGUUCCACGGCUUGAUGAAGUACUACUGUCCGCAAUCAAGCUUAAGAGAUGUGGUGCUCAUAUUCCGGUACUUAAACAAGUCAGAAACUGGCUAUUUAUCCGAGGAGGAGUUCUUGAACGUGUUCGACGCCGUGAGUCUCAGGUGGUACCCCAAAGACAUGACCGAUCCGUGGUUUUCGGCAGCCUGGCCGCCACUUAGGGCCCUGUGCAGGACCACGAGGGUCAUCAUCAGUUGGCCCCACUUUGAAAACAUUAUUUAUUUGUUGAUUGUUUGCAAUGGAGUCGCCAUGCUGGCGAGGGUACUGGAGCCGACGCCCAACUUGGAAGACAAGGCGAGGGAGUUUUGUGCCUCCUGGGACACAUUCCUCUUCCUAGCACUUUUCUUCGUGGAAGCCCUGAUGAAAAUCAUUGGGUUGGGCUGGGCUGAAUACAUUUCUUCUGGGUGGAACUUCUUCGACUUGUCGGCGUCGCUUUUGGCCCUAGGCGGAGCCCUGUUAAUUCUGGCCAAGCCAGCUUACACGUUCGUGGUGAUCCUCAGACCUAUUAGGUUGUUGAGGGUGUUCAAACUUAAGAAGCGUUACAGGGAUAUAUUCGGUACUUUGGUGCUGUUGUCGCCUUUGAUGUGCAAGACUGCUAUUGUCAUGCUUGUUAUGUACUACUUCUUUGCUAUAAUCGGCAUGGAACUAUUUGCGGACGUACCCUUAAAAAACUGCUGCGUAAAUACAACAGUGGAAGACUUCUACCACUUCACCCAAAAUACAACAAACAGCGGAAUUUACUAUUACUAUCUGAACAACUUUUCAAAUUUGUUGACCUCAGGCGUGACCCUUUUCGAACUGACGGUGGUCAACAACUGGUUCAUUAUUAUGGACGCGUACGCCUCAGAAUUUUCCCCCUAUUCCAGAUUGUUCUUCAUGUUGUUUUACCUAUUGACUAUGGUGGUGGUGACCAUAGUCGUGGCUUCGGUGCUGGAGGCCUUCAGGUUCAGGAUCCAGUACAAGAAACAGACUUCAAAACGUGACGAGGAGAUGAUGUUGCACGAGAAAAUCAUCCUCGACUGGCACUACAUGCAGAGGCUCAUUCAAGACGCCCACAUGUUGGAUGCUGCGAGGAAAGAAUUCGCCUUUGUUGAUGUGUGUGCGUAUAUUGGGAAGCGUCGCAGGACAAGGGAUGUUUUGGAACGUCACAUGUAUGCGACCGAAAUUAACCAAUGGUUGGAGGAUGCCAAGAACGACGAUGUUGGGCAUUUGAACGCCCUCAUUGAGGAGGAGGCGCAGCAAAUCAACGUAAAUUCGGAACAUCUACGGAUCAACUAACUGGGGAUUAACGCUACGGCCCUUAACAUAUAGAUAAAUUAUUUAUUUUUGGCUAAACAACGUGCCAAUUAAUUUAGAUAUGGCCGUACUGUCCUCUUGAAAUAUUAGGUGCAAUUAUUUUUAGAGUAAUUUAUAAAAGGAUUAACUUGCCCAUACAAGUAUUUAAGUCAAUUAUUUUUAUUUUAUUCGUAGUCAAUCUAAUAGUUGUUUUACACGCGCCAAUUUAUUGUAAAAUUUUAAAUUUAUACUACCAACUUAAGAACAAAAUUUGUUUACAAACGUACACGUGUUGCAUAUACUAAAAUAUCCUAACCUAUAAAUAAAUAUGUUGCCCACCCUGGUAAAAAAUGUUUACCUACAAAUUGAACAGUAAAUUAAUGUGUGUAAAAUAAUUUCUGAGCACAAAUUUAUAUGAUGGAUUAUUUUAUUGUGAUACAUUUUUAUUUAUUUCAUUUCCAUGUAACUAAAGCACUAAUUGUAAGUGAUAACCAACAGAGAUUUUAGCUAUUAAUUAGUACCAAAACCUUUAUAUUAACUGAGCUUAAAAAAUUGUAUUAUAGAGAAUUUAGUAACUUAGUGUUAUGUAUACUAAAAAAGAUAGUAUUUAGCUCGUUAAAUAUAUUUUUACCAAAUGACCAUCAAGCAUGUUACCAUUGCAGGAAAUAUAUAAUUUUAUUGUUACCUUUUUGGUUCAAAAUGUAGGAGUGAAUAAUUGUAAAUUGUGAUAUAAUUUAUGGUAAGUUCAUUUACAUUUGUAGUAUACAUUAAUUUAUUAACAGUAAUAAACGUUUUUUUGUAAAUAA